This is a messenger RNA of Canis lupus familiaris (dog), 2731 nucleotides long. RefSeq names its product phospholipid phosphatase related 1 (gene PLPPR1). Gene Ontology annotation, molecular function: phosphatidate phosphatase activity. The coding region runs from base 657 to 1634 and encodes 325 amino acids. Lineage: Eukaryota; Metazoa; Chordata; Mammalia; Carnivora; Canidae. Gene Ontology annotation, biological process: phospholipid metabolic process; signal transduction; phospholipid dephosphorylation. The record is from RefSeq and is a predicted model, not a curated record. The transcript is spliced from 11 exons.
CAUCCACGAGGCUGUCCUUAACCACAUCCGCUUAAGUGGUUCUUAGCCUCUAUAAUCCUAGAAGAAGCACUCCUUUCCCAAUGGUUCCAGAAGAAGUUCCAUGGAGAGCUCCAAUUAGUCUGACUUAGGCCAUCUGAUCAUGUCUGAACCUGUUAUUGUGACUGGAAGGAUGGACACGGAGCUGACCAGACUCAGUCAUGUGCUCACCUCUGGAAAGACAAGGAUCUUUUGCAUAUCUGUCUGAAAAUCUCUAAUAUUGAAGGCCAUUGCUUAGGCUGCAGGUAAUCGGAGGACCAGAACACACAAAAAUCUGAAGAUGAAUAAAUGGAGGCACAGAGAAAUUAAGUAAAUGUUCCAGGAUCAAACAUCUGCCACAAGGAGUGCUCAUAAUGUUGAACUGAGGUAGUCUAGAACCUGCCUGAGUGGGGGCUUACUCUGCACAGUGACCUGCAGCCCGGGAUUCAGUUGGUGACAGUCACUGGAGGAAUCAUUUUGUGACAGAUGCUGCUUACAAGGAGAUCAUCCUUCCUAUUUAACUUGUGGGAGAUCAUUUAGAAGGUUUGCUGGACUUGGCUAUAUUAGUCCUUCAGCUCUCAAGUGCUUUCACAGCCUGGAGACGGUUGCAGGCGGCGCAGCCUUCCUACAUGGUGUAAGAAAUGGCUGUAGGAAACAACACUCAACGGAGUCAUUCCAUCAUCCCAUGUUUUAUCUUUGUUGAGCUUGUCAUCAUGGCUGGGACAGUGCUGCUUGCCUACUACUUCGAAUGCACUGACACUUUUCAGGUGCAUAUCCAAGGAUUCUUCUGUCAGGAUGGAGACUUAAUGAAGCCUUACCCGGGGACCGAGGAAGAAAGCUUCAUCACCCCUCUGGUGCUCUAUUGUGUGCUGGCUGCCACCCCAACUGCUAUUAUUUUUAUUGGAGAGAUAUCCAUGUAUUUUAUAAAGUCAACCAGAGAAUCUCUGAUUGCCCAGGAGAAAACCAUUCUGACCGGAGAAUGCUGUUAUCUGAACCCCUUACUCCGAAGGAUCAUAAGAUUCAUAGGGGUAUUUGCCUUCGGACUUUUUGCUACUGACAUUUUUGUAAACGCCGGACAAGUGGUCACAGGGCACCUCACGCCAUACUUCCUGACGGUGUGCAAGCCGAACUACACCAGUACAGACUGCCGGGCACACCACCAGUUCAUAAACAAUGGGAACAUUUGUACUGGGGACAUGGAAGUGAUAGAAAAGGCUCGGAGAUCCUUUCCCUCCAAACACGCCGCUCUGAGCAUUUACUCCGCCUUAUAUGCCACGAUGUACAUCACAAGCACAAUCAAGACAAAGAGCAGUCGACUGGCUAAACCAGUGCUGUGCCUGGGGACCCUCUGCACAGCCUUCCUGACAGGCCUCAAUCGGGUCUCUGAGUAUCGGAACCACUGCUCCGAUGUGAUUGCAGGCUUCAUCCUGGGCACUGCUGUAGCCCUGUUCCUGGGAAUGUGUGUGGUCCAUAACUUUAAAGGAACGCAAGGAUCUCCUUCUAAACCCAAACCUGAGGAUCCCCGCGGAGUACCCCUAAUGGCUUUCCCGAGGAUAGAAAGCCCUCUGGAAACCUUAAGUGCACAGAAUCACUCUGCCUCCAUGACCGAAGUCACCUGAGACAGCUGAGGUGUCACAAGCCGUUUUUUUUUUAUCACCCUCCAAUUCGAUACUUCAAGACACACAGUUACUUGAUGUCAAACUGUGAAGACAAGUAUUAUGUUUAUCUAGUUAGAGGCUAAUGUUUUGUACAUUUUUUUGUAUGAGGAAGUGAUGUAGCUUGCCCUGAUUUUUUUUUUUUUUUUGGUCAGCUUUAAUAUAUUUAUGCCAGAAUUUUAAAACCAACAAAAUUUUCUUCUUGUUCCAGUGUGCAUUGAAGAACCACAUUGAUUCAAUGAUUGAUGUUGUUUUGUGAUAUUUGUACACAAACCUUCUUUUCUCAGUUUUAUAGGCACAGAAAUAAAAAUAUAACAAUUCACUUUAACCCUUUAAUACCAUACUUGCUGCCUCCUCCAGAACUUUUGAAUUUUAGUGAAAAUUAACUUUUGAGUUGCAGGGGAGGGCAAUGUUGGUUAAUGGUAAAUCUCAAAAUCAAUUGUGCAGAAAGAAAUAUUCCUUUCAAAAAGAACUUUGUGUUCUUGUCUCUUAACCUGUUUUGCAUUCUAAGUUAAAGUAAUAUAUUAAUGAAGUCAUUUACUUACAUAAACAAGUGGCAGAGACUCCUGGAUAUAAGGGGUGUUGGGGAUGUAAGGUUCUCUCUUAGAUAAUGGCUUCUCCCAUCUAAGAAACUCAAGAUCUUUCUGGAAUCAUGUCCUUGGGCUGGCAAGUGACACUACAGACUUCUUUCCAAAAAGCAACCUGUACCAGUCUCCCCUGUCAAUUCAACAGUUUUAUAUAUCAUAUUGUAUGGACUUUAUAUGAAAAUGAAUAUUUUACAGUUUGCACAGUAUUAUUUUACAGAAAGGGUAUCAGAGCAUCUACAACCUAGAGCCCCAGAGUAACAGCUUGACUUUGUGGCUUUUAAUUGUUCUAGAAUUUUAACUGCAUCUCAUUUUUCUAGCAUGGUAAUAACUAACGUGUAACUCCUUUGAGAGAAGGAGCUCCCUUAUCUAUACCUAUCAGAAUGUUUUCUUGACACUUUCAUGUUGGCUCUUCCUAGCUUUCUUUUGUACAUAUUUUUUUUUUCUAAAGAGAAGAAAAAAUUAUCACAAAAGCUA